CAUCAACGCCCACUACAAAUGACCAUUCGGCCAAAGCACACGACCGCGGCGGCUAAGAUGACCGUCCGCAGACAUGGAUAGAUGCAUGUUACACGACAGACGGCUGGGUCCACCACCAUCCGCUCCCCUCAUCCAGACGAAAGGCGGCCGCAGGUGACGGGGCGGUCGAACUGCGCGGGGUCGAGCAGCUCUUGCUCAUCAAGCAUGCUCUGACAAGGCCACUCGCAAAGGACUCCAUCGUAGUCCUUAGGUCAGACUCCAGAGAUAGUCAACCCGACAUCGCACGCCAUGGUCCAGGUAUGGAGUCACCCGUUCCCGAAGACGUCGGCGGCCCCCGGGGACGGCAAGAUUGUCGCGAAACUGCUGCCCGGCGGAGGCAACGGACUGGAGGCCAUAGCCUACCAGUACCCGCUGAAGCUCAUCUCCCCGACGUCUGCCACCGGCGGCCAGAAGAGUGUGGUCGUCUUUCUCUUAUCAUACGGCGGCGGCCUUGUCGGCGGCGACUCUGUCAACCUACGCAUUGAGAUUCGCCGCGGGGCGCAACUCAGUCUCGUCACCCAGGGCCACACCAAGAUCUUCAAGUCGCCCUCGCCAGACGUUGUCACCAGCCAGGCCAUGACAGUCACCAUGGAGCAGGACUCGGCGCUCUGUCUGCUUCCUGAUCCCGUCCAACCAUUCGAGGAGAGCGUGUACACCCAGACGCAAAUCUUCAAGCUGGCCAGCCGAUGCUCACUAUGUCUCCUGGAUUGGGUCACGGCAGGCCGCACGGCUCGUGGCGAGAACUGGAGCUUCGUCAACUGGAGGGGUCGCAACGAGGUAUGGCUGACUGGGACCGAUCGAUCCCGGGACCGCUUGCUCGUUCGGGACUCGGUGAUUCUUUCGCGACAAGGCAGCACAGCGGUCGGCCUUCCAUUGAGAGACACCAUGCACAAGAUGUUCGUGUUCGGGACUCUAAUACUCCGGGGAACCAUGCUCCAGCCAGUGGGCAAGUUCUUCCUGGCUGAGUUCGACGCCCUGCCCCGCCUAGGCGCUCGUGACUUUCGAACCAAGGAGGCGCGAGAAGAGGAGAGCAAGAACAUGUCCAACUUUGAACUGUGGCGCUCUGAGCGGAUCGAGCGAGAGAAAGCCCAAGGAGUUUUGUGGUCUGCGGCGCACGUCAGGGGCUGUGUCAUUGUCAAAUUCGGGGCGCCAGAUGUCGAGGCGGGUAAGGAGUGGCUUGGGGGUAUGCUAAUGAAGGAAGGUACGGUGGAAGCGCGGUUUGGCGAGGAGGCGCUCAUGUGUGUGAGGUAGUGGAUGUGAUCUUGGCGAAGUAAUUUCAGCGUUGAUAGUAUACCCAAAUUUGCAAUACUGGGCAUGGUGACAUCAAUGUCCCAAACCCGGAGACGUGAGG
Molecule: messenger RNA, 1390 nt
Organism: Purpureocillium takamizusanense
Lineage: Eukaryota; Fungi; Ascomycota; Sordariomycetes; Hypocreales; Ophiocordycipitaceae
Exons: 1
Coding region: 289-1290 (333 amino acids)
Molecular function (GO): nickel cation binding
Source: RefSeq, a predicted model, not a curated record